This is a messenger RNA of Pyrenophora tritici-repentis Pt-1C-BFP, 872 nucleotides long. Its product is annotated as EthD domain containing protein. NCBI's taxonomy places the organism in Eukaryota, Fungi, Ascomycota, Dothideomycetes, Pleosporales, Pleosporaceae. Gene Ontology annotation, molecular function: oxidoreductase activity. The record is from RefSeq and is a predicted model, not a curated record.
AAGUGGCUUCUGGAAGCCACCAAAGCCGCUGUCAAAACUCUACUGUCCUUACAGCAAGUCAAUUUGUCCUAUCAAAUCUCUCUUCCUCGUAUACACAAUCCACUGUCUAUCUCGGACCCACAAAAUGACUUACACCAUUGUCCUGUUCAUCACGCGCAACCACGCCCUCUCGUCAGAAGAGUUCAGGGACUACUACGAACACAGACACAUCCCAUUGGCAUAUUCUCUCCUCACCCAGUGCUGGCCCAUCUCAUUCACACGCCGCUACCUUGCGCGGAUAUCCCGGAAAGGAUUCGGCGGCCCGGCAAACCCUGAUCGGCCGCCUCUGAUGCUCAGAGGCACUAUGAACGAACUAGACUGCGACUGCAUUGCCGAAAUGUCUUUCAACAGCGAGGCCCACUUUCAACACUUCUACAAGAGCGCUUACGCCAAAGAGAACGCCGCUCUUCUGGCCCGGGACGAGGAAAAGUUUCUGGAGGCGGAUAUGACAAAGAUUAUUGUCGUCGGCGAGACCUGGAGCACGGAUGAGCACGGCGUCUCCACCAGCGAGAUUGGUUACGUGCAAAAGGGCGAAAGAUCGGAUAGUGAAGCAAGUGGUAGCGGCCACAGCUGAUCAAGGAGGCCACCGACGUUGUAUUUUCGAUUCUACCUUUGCGCUUCUCGUCAUUGCUAGAUGGCGUAGUUCGAACGGGUGUGGCGCUGGGCGCUUUGAGGAACCUUGUUUGGCCCGACACAAAUCGACUUUAUCUUCAUGAAAUUCUUAACUUGGGCUUUAUUUCGAUUCGACGCUUGGAGAACUUACGGUAGACUUGCUCGGUACUAGAACCAUAGAGUUCCUUUCUACACAUUGAAAUACCACUUACAUUCAAUUC